Linum trigynum is the source of this 2186-nucleotide messenger RNA. The record is from the annotation of a GenBank genome assembly. Lineage: Eukaryota; Viridiplantae; Streptophyta; Magnoliopsida; Malpighiales; Linaceae.
GCCAGAGAAAAUAGCUUGUUUUAGAAUGGCAAACCAAUGAUGUUCAUUUGUUUUACUUGAUGGCCAAAUCCCGUGUAGGUCAGACCCAUUCAACUCUUUUAUUUUAUGGUUAGCGGUUAGCCAUUAGAUACCAUUCAUUAGUUUAUUGUUAAAUUUUUUAUUUUUAACAAUAAAAGGAGUAUUAUUUUUGCCUUUUCAUAUAUAUUUUAUCACCACGGAGAAAUAAAAGGGAUUAAAGAAAAAAAUUGACACUCUUGGACCCGUUUAAAUCCGCAUGUGUACGGUAAGUUGGCCCGUUCCACAGAGGAAAGAGAAAAAAAAUUGACACUCCCUAUUCUACCCUUCCUACAAACGCUCCUGGAACAGGGAAUUUGAAAUGGGGGAAGAGUUUUUUCCUCCAUGCUAUUAUAUGUUUUUAAUUUAAAAAGAUACAACAAAUCUACUUAGUGUGAUUGGUUAUGAUCCUUGCUUUUCUAUAAAAUGGUCAUGGUUCGAAUCCUAGUACAUGUCUUUUUAAUGAUUAAAAAAAAGUUAUUGUGAAGACCAAAAUGUCCUUCCUACUUUCACUCUCGUUGCAGGAAAUUUGAAAUGGGGAAGCUGUUUUCCCCUUCGGCGUAUUAUAAGUAUAGUAGAAGUAGAUUCUCGUAUAGGUUUUACCUUUUUAAUUAGGUACUAUCUAAUGGUUUUGAACCUCGGACCUUCAACUUCAAUGAGUGGUAUAAUCACUAUUCUCGUAUUAUAAUCUUGCCAAGGAUAAACAGCAGUAAUGUUUUCAAUGGGAGAAGUGUAGAUUAUGCAUUUGAUUUCAUUUUUAUUUUUGAAUGGAAGACUUAUUUUCUUUCUUUUGUUUUCUUUUUCGGGGCGAGCAUGGGUACUUUCAUCGACCUAACCUACCCUAACUCGCCUCAUUCUUGACCCAUUCUUGUCUAAAUUACUUGUAAUCUUAGUCAAAUUACUUAGGAUUUUCCUUUUAUUACAUCAUAUUUUAGCUCUAAUAAAGUUGUAAGUUAGUGAAAACCUCAAUUUCUCCAAUAAUUUAACUACAUUUAUCAUAACAUUGUUUGUUUCCUUGGUCUUAUAAUAAAUAUUUAUUAUAUUUUCAUAUAAAUUGCAUACCCAUUGGGCCGACCUAUCCCGACCCGCAACACGUAAUAAAUUACCCACCCUGCCACGGGACGGUUCUAGAUACCAAAAACUGAAAAAAGUGAAAACCCAUCCCUCCCGUACCUGCCCAUUAUCAUUCUUAGUAACAUGACACAAUCGCACUACAACUCUAAUGCUACACAGAGAUAAUGAUAGUAAUUAACAUGUUUAUUUACCAACUAAUAAUUAAAUCUAUCUCUUCAGUAAUAUUCCCAAUUAUACUAACCUAAUCUAAACUACGUAAAAGAAGCAGAGGCAGGGCAGUGUGAACGGAACAGAGAAGAAGAAUACAAAACAGGUUCACGAGACACUACAUGCCAAAGGAAACGCCUCCUCCGCCUCCCAACCUACAUCUCUAGCUGCUCUCUCGUCAGUCGUCACUCUGUCUCUGAAUCCGUCUUCUGCUAAACUUUUCCUAUAAAAUUUAGAGCCUGUACCUUCUUUUUUUUUCUCACUCUCUUCUGCAGCAAACUCCCUCGAUCGCUAGCUCCCUACCCAGAUCAGAUCUCCUCUACUCCCCAAAACCAGCAGAGAUCGAUCGAGAUAUGGCAGCUUCUUGUCCCUUUUUGCUUAUGCUUCUACUCUUCUCCGUCGUGCUUUCCUGUUUUAGCACCACCGCCGUCGACGGCCUCAACGUCGGCGUCCAGGCCAUCGACCGCCCCGGCGUCGUUCUGAGUAAGGACUGCAGCAGAAAAUGCGAGUCGGAGUUCUGCUCCGUGCCGCCGUUUUUGAAGUACGGCAAGUACUGCGGGCUGCUGUACAGCGGGUGCCCGGGGGAGCGGCCCUGCGACGGGCUCGACUCCUGUUGCAUGAACCACGACCUCUGCGUCCAGUCCAAAAACAAUGACUAUCUGAGUGAGGAAUGCAGCGAGAACUUGAUCACUUGCAUGAAGAACUUCAUCAAAUCAGGAGCACAUAGCUUCAAAGGCAGCACCUGCCAGGCCACCGACGUCAUCGAUGUCAUCUCUGUAGUCAUGGAUGCUGCCUUGCUUGCUGGUAGAUACUUGCACAGGCCCUGAUUAUAAGAAACAAACAACUGUUAU